AUGUCAAACAUGCACAGCUCGGCGCACAGCAGCGCUUCUCCCGCUGCCUCCAUAGGAGCCAGUCAGUCCUUUCAGACCUCGACACCCACUGCGUCAAGUAGCAGCUCGUUGCGCAAACGAGGACACGCAAGAAGAACGUGCAUAGAGUGCAGGACCAAACGUACCCGAUGCGAUCUUCCCGACCCAUCCGUGCCCUUCUCCGAAGAACCAUUGCCACCUGCAAAGACUUGCCACAGGUGCAAGACGCUAGGCGUGGACUGCAUUGUCUCACAGGAAGGUCUGAAACGGCAGAAGAAACAGGCGCGGGAAGGGCAUGCUGCGGGGGUCACCAAGAGCACCGAGGGCGAUCACAAUAGCCCAGAGGCGGCAGCACGAGGUGUGAAGCGAAAAGAGCCGGCCACCGACACCUCACCAGCAGCAGCAGCCGCCGUACAUGCUGCUCAGGUCAAGAAGCGGGCUACGGUGUUGACGUCGAGCAAAAAGAGAGAGGGUGGGGACGAGGAGCAUGGCAAGCAGGCUGCUGCCGCUUCAUCUUUGCUAUCGCGCCACCCUUCCUCCGCCGCAUCACCCAGCGCUCGCCCUGAUGGUACUGAUGUGUCGAGACGCUCCGCGGGCGGAUCACCGAUCGAAGGACCUCCUACGAGCGGAGCAUCCAAAGCCAUAUUCAUCGGUCCAUUCUGCGACACCAUCUCCGCUUAUGUCGCAGCUGCUAGCGGCGAUGGCAGAUCAGCAUCCAAAUCUCCCUUGGAUCGCAGGAUAGAUCUUCCUGGACUAGCGCCAGGUACCAGCAUCUCUGGGUCUGGCUUGACGCUUCCCGAUCUGACCAGCGCGCCAAGGACGACCCGGAUCAGCUUCGGGCCACCAAAAGAGCGCAUGACGUCGGCCAAGAUGUUUGCUCGAAGACCCCUGAUGCUGCUCAGCGAAAUGCUGCAGCACCACGAAGGUUUCGGAUGCAAAUUGCAUCUCAGCACAAAGGAUUGCCCCGACGAUGUGCUGAGCAUCGUGAACGAUGGACUGGCAGCCAAGCUGGAGCCCCGCAUGCAAACGCAUUUGGUCUUUCUGCCCGCUCUACCCGAUCCAGCCGUGCUGCGCCAAGCGCACAAGAGCAACCCUACAGUCUGGUCCGGUUUGCUGCUCGCUGUGCUCUACCUGAUCUCCGAACCGAUGCGGGAGAGUACAGAGUCUGGAAAGACUUUGAUGGCGCUCAUUGCUCGAGACGCUGCUUGCGUCAUGGCUUCUGCUCCGCGCGACAGGCACGCCAUCGCCGCGCUCGAGCUCUUGGCGCUCCACAUUCCGCUCGUCCUAGCUCAAGCAUCGUGCGUUCGCGGAUCUCAUCUGCGUCCAGAGAUGCGCGUGACGGGAGAAGGCUUCAUUUCGGUCGCGAUCAGCAUAGCUAGGUCGAUGGAUCUGCACCUCGCUCCGCAAGAAGUGUUGGAGCUGCAAAAGGAGAUUCAGGCUCUGCCCCGGCUUUCUGCUUUGAUCACUGAUCAGGAGAGAUCAGAGUAUAAGAGGGAAAGGGAAGAGCUGGACACGCUGCUCAGAGCUGCGGUGGAUGACGCAGCGCAGUGGUACAGCCUGUGCUGCUGGAGAGCCCACGCCGCUUUUGCAGAUCACGCCGUGCUGGAUCCACCGCCUGCUGCGGAAGGUGUGAGCGCUGUGCAGGUGCUCUGCUCCUCCAUCGCAUCUGGAGGCGGACAAGGAGAUGGCGGGCGGACAUCGCAAACGCUUCAGGCCAUAGGAAGAGCGGGUCUGGCUGGAAGGAUCGACUUUUUGGAGCUCAUCAUACGAUCUUGGCACACGCUUGCUCACGACACUUUUGCGGUAGAGCAGGAAGUAAAGCUGUACGAUGAUGCGUUGGAAAGAGCAGCUAGCGGUAUUUCGAGCUGUGUGCACAAGCACUGCGAAAAGUUUGAGGUGGAGGAAGAGGCCCUGAGCGAAUCGCGCGAACGUCUCUUGUGUAAGUCGCGCAUGCAAGCGGUCAGCGAUCUACGGGAAAAGAUUUCUGAUCUUGUUUUCCGGUAUCCCGCGCCGUCAGCGGAGUUCAAGUCCAAUCCCCACACACAGCGACUCAUGCACUGGCUCGACAUGGAGACCUACUCUUUCAAAUCGAUGUUUCUCAACUCUGGCUUCAAGCGCGUCGUCUUUGGGGCUGGAGGCAUGCUGCACGAACAGCUGGGCAGCACGACUGUAGGCGUAGGCUCGAGGGCAUUUAGACGACGAGCUACAGCUGCUGCGGCUGUAGAUCGCCCCAUGGCUGCCUCGGAUGUGGUCAGACUGGUACGAGAUGACCCCAAUAUUCAUUACUACGCUACUCGUUGGGGAAGGUGAGGACUCGGAGCUCGAACAGCGAGGCAGGAUUCAUCUGGCUGACUUGUCCCCCUCCCUCUCUCUCUCACACACACACAGCAUCAUGGUACAUCUCAACGAACUCGCCAUCGAAUCUUGGCUCAAGAUUUGCAACUUUGAACUGCCAAAACCAAUCCGCAAUGCCAGCUUUGCGCGGCGCUCAGAUGCGGAAGGAGGCGCGUCGCGGGCAGUCUUUGUGGGCGGUGAUGUCGUUGGUAUCCCUACCGUUGGAAGCUGCGCGAUGCUCCUCGAUGGCGCUAAAUCGUGUACCGAGUGAGUAAAGCUGUUCAUCAGAUCAGAAGUGAGCAUUGCACUGACCGUUUCGGGACGGGUGCUGCCGCUGUGUCGCAGAUCUCAAGCAGCAACGAUCAUCGGAUGGCAUCAAACGUCGCCUCACAUCGACGGCAUCACCACCAUGAUGUCCAAAGCAGCUCGCAGCACUCAAGAAAUCUUCGCGACUCGUCAAUCCGCUCUCGCAUCUGGUACAAACGGUCCCAGAGCUGCGCUGGCACCAAUCGUCCACGCCCGUGUCGCUGCUGGAAACAUCUUGGCCACCACAGGGCUCAUCCUCGGCGCAAUGGCAGACGCGAUGGAGGAAUGGAGAGUCAUCUUGCUCGCCAAGCAGCGUGGUCCACCUCUCUUGCCCUUGGUUGGAGAGGCGGCAGAUGCAAAAGGAGGGUCCACGCUGAUGGAAGCUCACAAAGCCGUCGCUGCCGCUGAGAAGGGCACUCAAUUGGACAAGGCGGCUGCUCAAGCCGUCUCUCGUCUCGUCUCGGCUCGACGCGGCCAACAUCCUGAGUCUCAGGGACGACAGGGAGGCUUGGGGUCAAUGAGGUCCCAAGAUGCCAAGACUCAGUGUGAUCCACAACGGACUCAGAGUUAUACCUCUUCAUCUCUCAACAGUGAGACCUCCGAAGGUGUCGACACGCACCUCAGCCGUUCGGAGCAGCAAUCUACCCACUUUGGACCUGCUGCGCAAGAUCGAGAGGCAUGCGCUUUGCGACAGUCUGCGCCCGCUGGCACUCCGUUCCUUCCCGAGGACCUGGCUGGGCUGGCUAGCGGCGACGGUUCGAGGUCCAUGCAGCAAGCGAAUGCUCAGGUGGAAUGGAACCUUCCGCAAUGGCAAAUGCAAGGCGCUGCCGACUAUCGGGGCCCGAGAAGCGAGGAACACUUUUACAAUGGCGGAGGACCCGCCGGUUUGGCGCAGCAUUCUCAAAAUUUGCCAGCUAGCUCUGCCGUCGAUCUGAUGCUGGCUUCGAUGCUGGGAGAUCAUGUGCCCGACUGGACCUCUUUGUUGUCCGGUCCCUUGGGAUCCAUGUAUCCGCGCAGCGCCUGGUCCUCCGCCGACUCGCGGUCCAACGACGAGCCUGUCCUGCAGCAACAAGGCCAGCGAGAGCAGAUGCAAUACUCGGAGCCGUCCACAAUGGCCUCUCUGAACGAUUCGUAUUAUGAUCUACAGCAGCAGCAGCAGCCUCAAGCUCAAAGCGCAUUCUUUGCUAGCCCGUCCGAAGGGCAGGCAUUGAGUCAGGUGCUUGCCAGCACGCCUAGCACAAACUUUGUCGCCCACCAUACCCAACACGCUGAAUCCUUUUUUCGCAAUCUUCACCCGCCGCAGCAACAAUCCACCAUGUACCGCUGA
Molecule: messenger RNA, 3985 nt
Organism: Ceraceosorus bombacis
Lineage: Eukaryota; Fungi; Basidiomycota; Exobasidiomycetes; Ceraceosorales; Ceraceosoraceae
Source: the annotation of a GenBank genome assembly